CUGUCAUAUGAAAAAGCCUCGUUGCCAAGUCGGAAUUUUCUAAUUUUGAGAAAAAUUAUAUCGAAACAGUUCACUUAAACUGCUUGUAAAUAAACAAAAGAACGAUGAGUUACGUGGAAAUUGUUGUUGCAGAAGGUUUUGAUAAAUGCAAGUGCUGUUUAAGUGAGACAGAGUUGAAAACUUUAUGGGCUGAACACGAAUUUGAAGGGAAUGGGGAGAACUAUGGGGAAAUGCUAAACGAAUGUUUUAGCCUAUCGUGGCAAACUACAGCUUCAGAGUUGAUUUGUGAAUUGUGCAUAUCACGAUUGAGGGACGCUAUCGACUUCAGACGGGAAAUUAUAGCAACACAGGAGAUACUUGAAGAAGGUGUUCAUGUUAAGAAGGAGAUCGAAGAACCUGCGGAGUAUCUUGACGACAACGAAUAUGCAUCUGAAGGUGUUUAUUUUGAAGUAAUAAAGGAGGAGGAACGUGACAUUCCCGUGGAGUACCUUGACGAAGAUGAAUAUGUUCCAGAAGAAAUACCUUCGAGUUCACAAGCGUCGUCGCCGGAGCCACGCAAACGGAAAUACCCUCCGAAGAAAAAGAAGAGCGAAAGGAAUAAAACAUACAAACAGUAUUCAAGAAGCAACCUGCUAGAAGCUGUUAGGAAGGUCUGCAGCGGUGAGCUGACCUGCGCAGAGGCCAGCUCGAACUACGGGGUGCCAGUGGCCACGGUGCUUGCCAAGUUCCACGAAGCGGAAUCGGAGAAAAAGGGGGUUAACAAAGCCAAAGAAGCGUUGAACGAGAAGCACUACAAUCUGAUUGAAGACAUACAAAAAAUCCUCAAAUACACCAAUGCUAUACCGUUCAAAACGAAAGCAAAUAGAUACUAUUGUUUCUAUUGCUCCACCGAUGGCCAAAUCUUUGAAGAGCCAGACGAUCUGCGACAACACACCAACACCGUACACUGUGAUGAAAGAAUCGACGGCAUCGAACAUUAUAUGAAGCCUCAAUGGUCGAAUGAAGUUAUAAAGAUGGAUGUGCACCGCUUGCACUGCACAGAAUGCUACGUAAGAUUGCCCGAUUGGAAUGAAAUGUUCGUGCAUUUCGCCGAAAAGCAUAAAGUUGGAUUCGAUGAGGCCUACACCAAAGUUAUACCGUACCCGUUGACAUCAGACCUAAAAUGUGUCUUGUGUAACAAGGCGUUCAACAACUUCGCUCUACUCGAUGCACAUAUGAAUCUGCACUACAGCAAUCACAUCUGCUAUGCUUGCGGUGACACAUUCCUGUCCACUAGCAGACUGGAGAAACAUUUGCUCGUGCACAAAACUGGCUGUUUUCCAUGCAAGAUGUGCGAUAAGGUGUUCAGUUUGGAGAAGUAUGUGUCGAAGCAUUACUCUUUGGUGCACGAGCCGAAGUGCACCACGAAAUGUUUGUACUGCCCGGAGAAGUUUAUAGGGCCAUUGCAACGGCACGCGCACGUUUGUGAGAAACACGCGGACAAGGUGAAGACGUACACAUGUGAACUGUGUGGCAAAGUGUUCACGUGGAGGGCCUAUUUCCUGGCUCACAUGCGCAAGCGUCACCACGGCGAGAAGAAAUACAAAUGCCAGUUCUGCCCCAAAAUGUUUCUGAUGCAGUACGAACUGAAGAGUCACCUGGUAACGCACACCCGGGAGAGGAAGUUUGUGUGCGGUGAGUGCGGAGAAAGUUUUUCAAGAAUGCAGGCUCUAAAGAAACACAUUUUGGAUAAUCAUGAAAAUAAUCAUAUUAAAUCGUAUUUACUAUCUAAUUUUAAUGGCAAAGUAAUUAAUAUGGGGAAAAUUAAAAAGCGUGGCCCCAGGAGGCUAUGCAGAUGCUGUUUAGAAGAGAUUGAUCUAAAGGAUUUGUGGACUGAGUACUUCAAUGACGACGAGAGAGAAGUUUAUGGCGAAAUGUUAAAUGAAUGCUUCGGAUUGCCAUGGGAGCAGCGUUUUGAAGAGACAGAGUUUAUUUGUGACAACUGUGUGGUCCGUCUCCGUGAUGCUGUAAGCUUCAAGAAGGAGAUCCUUAAAUCUGAUCAGAUACUAAAGGAAAACUUUAAAAAUGAAGCCAGUAAGAAUGUGAAAGAGGAAGAGGAGUCGGAUGCAGAGAUUGAGACUGAAUAUCUGAGCAUAGAAUACCUUGAAGACGAGGAUAAUGAAAAAGCUAAGAACAUUGUAGAAAUCAAAGUUGAGAGGGAAACCUCAAACGAGCCUGAUGUGAAACAAGAAUCAACUAUACAGCCAAAGAGUGGUAGACGUUACACCGAGGAUGACUUCAAGAAGUGCAUAGAAGCUGUGAAGAGCGGAAAACUCUCGCAGACCAAAGCCUCGAUCGUCUACCGUGUCCCCAGGACGACCAUCAGACAGGCACUGGCGAUUAUGCCGCUAGUACUACCUAAAAAAUCUGAAAAGAAAAAAAGAGAUGGUCCGCGCAUAAGAGUCGAGUCUAACGUGAAAAAGCGACAGGAUAAUUUAGACAAUCUUACCAAAUAUACAAACGCUACUCCUUUUAAAGACGUCAGGAAAGGAUACAUUUGCUAUUUCUGUGACAAAGAAUAUGAUUUUCCAGCUGAUUUGAAAGAGCACACAAUCUUUCAUCAUUUAAAAGCUUUAGGCGCGGACGCGAUGUCGGUCAAAGUUAUCUCAGACAGAAGCGUUAAACUCGACGUGACAGAUCUGAUCUGUGAAAUCUGCGGCGAAGGUCUACCAACACUGGAGAGUGCAUUCGAACACCUAAGCUUAGAGCACGACGCCGUUAUACAUAGAGAUUCAAAGGACCACUUAGUGCCAUUCAAAUUUAACGGGAAGUCGCAAAAGUGCGUUGUGUGCGAGAUAGUGUUUCCAACUUUCAAACUAUUAAACAACCAUAUACAUUUGAAGCAUUACACGAACUACGAGUGCCAGAUAUGCGGCCGGGGUUUCAUAAAUAAGAGGUCGCUGCAAACGCACGGUUUGACCCACCAAACCGGGAAGUUCCCUUGCCGGCACUGCCCCGACGUGUUCACGACAUCCCUUCGCCAGAAACAGCACGAGAGAUACAUGCAUAUGGGAAAAAAGAAGCGCAACAAAUGCCUGCACUGCGACGAGAAGUUUCUCGAUGUGGUGCAGAAGAGGAGGCACGAGUCCGAAGUCCACGGAGUUGCACGGCCGACGUACGAGUGCAACGCAUGCGAGAAGAAAUACUUCAGUCCAGCCGCUCUGAAAACACACGUCGAAUGCUACCAUUUAGUCCUGCGUCCGUACAAAUGCAGUGAAUGCGAAUCGAGUUUCUUCACGCCGACGAUACUUAAGGCGCAUAUGCUGAAACAUACCGGCGAGAAGAGUUUUCAAUGCGACAUCUGUAGGAAGAGCUUCGGCAGGAAGACAACUCUGGGACAGCACUUGCGUAUACACGCGGACGACAGGCGUUACACUUGCGACCAAUGCGGGAGGGGAUUCGUCCAGAAGUGCAGUUGGCGUGGGCACAUGCUCGCUAAGCACGAGCGAAAAGUUUGAGCGCUGUUACGUUGCUGCGUGUUAUGUCGGACACAUCGCGUUCUGGAGCUGUCCAUUAAUUAUUGUCAUUAAUCGACCACUCAGAUAAAAGUAAUGUUAGAGCAGAUUUGAGGCUCGCUCACAAUCGAGGUGUCCUUAUCUAGUACGGAAAUACUUAAAUAUCUGAGUAAAAUGGAUCUCAUUUGUACAGCGUUAAAGUUCAAAAAUGCCAACAGUUCUUUAGCUCGAGCUUUUGGCAGAACGCUUGUAAAACAGAAGUCCGAAGUGCGACUAUAAAAUGAGCGACUUUAAGACUAUUUUACUUUGACGAUCCAGAGUUUAAUGCUCGAUUGCGAGCGAGCAAAUUGCGAGCGUGUUCUAAGGUUACAAUACCAUAUCCGCUACGAAAACUACCAGUAGUUUUGUUUUAAAUUCCAGUUCAUUUUAGCCCUUGAUUAAUGUGGUGAUGCAGUCCAAGAUGGCGGGCUAACCUGUGGAUUAUGGCAGUUAUUAUC
Pararge aegeria (speckled wood butterfly) is the source of this 3991-nucleotide messenger RNA. Its product is annotated as zinc finger protein 91-like. Gene Ontology annotation, biological process: regulation of transcription by RNA polymerase II. Gene Ontology annotation, cellular component: nucleus. The transcript is spliced from 11 exons. Bases 105 to 3497 code for a protein of 1130 amino acids. Gene Ontology annotation, molecular function: zinc ion binding; RNA polymerase II transcription regulatory region sequence-specific DNA binding; DNA-binding transcription factor activity, RNA polymerase II-specific. Lineage: Eukaryota; Metazoa; Arthropoda; Insecta; Lepidoptera; Nymphalidae. The record is from RefSeq and is a predicted model, not a curated record.